Messenger RNA from Trichoplusia ni (cabbage looper), 2541 nucleotides. Its product is annotated as CKLF-like MARVEL transmembrane domain-containing protein 4. Bases 219 to 740 code for a protein of 173 amino acids. The transcript has 4 exons. NCBI's taxonomy places the organism in Eukaryota, Metazoa, Arthropoda, Insecta, Lepidoptera, Noctuidae. The record is from RefSeq and is a predicted model, not a curated record. Gene Ontology annotation, cellular component: membrane.
CUAUUCAGAGACGCCAUCACCACCGUUCUUGUGCCCCGCCAGCGCCGCUGUUUCGUUCCGCUCGGCAGUUGUGCGCUGCACGGACGAUACUACGCUCGCUAUCGACGGACGAAAAUGUGUGCCGCGUCCUCAGUGUACUAAAUACUACAGUGACAGUGCUCGUGAACCACGCACGCCGAUUUAAACAUUUUUAAAUAUACGAACGCUCAACCCAAAUAAUGAUGGCGCCCGAGACAGUGGUAACCACGGAACCCAACAAACCGACUGCACCUUCAUCUCAGCAGCAGGGCGGUGCACUGGACUGGAUUAAAAUCGACAUAAACUACUUCAAAACUCCACCCGGACUUUUAAAAAUUAUACAACUUGUGCUGGGCAUCCUGUGCAUGGCUCUGGCGUCACCAUGGUACUCCACGUGGUUCGUGUUCGUCGCAGUCACCAGUUUCAUCACAACACUCAUGUGGAGUUUCGUGUACCUGCUCAGUAUCAAGGAAGCCCUUAAAUUACCCAUUAAUUGGGUAUUAUCCGAACUUAUCAGCGUGGGUUUGGAGACAUUUAUGUACCUGAUAGCGUUCAUAGUGAUGUUCGCGGCGACGGCCGGUUACUACUCCGUCCCAAUGUAUGGGGCGAACGUUGCAGCUGCUGUGUUCGGUAUCUUCAACACAGCGGCGUACGCGGCCAGUGCGUUCUUGCUGUUCAAGGAGCACCGAGGCAGCACGAUGUCCACGUCGCAGGCGGCGUGAGUGUCACGCGCAUGCGCCGACGGCCACUAGCAUAUAAACCUCAAUGAAAACCUAUAAUAAUUAUUACGCUCACAUUCAUUUCGCUUUCGAUUCUGAACGCCAAAAUCUAACUAUUCUUCACGUUCUUGAAUGUUAGCACUUAUGUAUUGAUUAUCUACUUACAUAUAUUAUUUUGUAGAGCAAGUGAAGUUUUACAACUUCGUGCAUACCUUCAGUUUAGUGUCCAACGAUUUAUAAAAUUAAACAAUAUAUCUAUGUUUGUUAAAUUAAAAAAAGUCGAAUGCAAUGAAUGUAUCUUUGACUGCCACGUUAUAUAAAGAGAUGAUAAAGUUAUUUUGUACUUAUACAUGAACAAAUCCAAUUGAUCAGAUCCAAUUGAAUUGCUUGAUUUAAUUUUAUAAAAUGAUGAGUUAUUUCGUGGAUCAAAUCGUUUUUGCCUUUUAGACCAGCCCCAAAACAAAUAAAAAAAUUCUAUUCCCUAAGUUUAUGAAAGCCGUUUUAUUAAAAGUAACUUGGUAAGGGAGCAAGAGGUUAGCGUCUUUGUCAUAAAUAUACAAAAUGUCUUUAAAGUCAUAACAAACAGUAUGAAUUUGUAUUAAUAAUAGACUUACACUUAAAUUAAAGGCCAUAGAUUGAGUUAAUUUAAGUUAAAUAGUUGGGUAGGUAUGUUAAACAAUCAGUAAUAUGUUUAGCCACAAUUAAAGUGAUGUUGAAUUCUAUGAACAAACAGUAAGCUCUUUGUAAUAAAUUUAAGUUAUGUAUUGAACACUGAAGAUAUAAACUAAAAUGUUUUCUAUUCUCCCGAUGUCAACGAAUUUAAUGUACGACUUUUGAAUAAACUAAAUAAUUUAUUAAAAAAAACAUUCUUAAUUAGGAUGACGUAGUUAUAAAGAUUACAUAACAUUUUGAGGUAAACCAAAAGAGUUUUUAUAUGAAUAUGCACAAUUAUAAAAUGUGUUAUAGGGUUUUUAUGAAUGUAUCUUUUUCUUCUCGUUUCACCGACCUUAUGUAUUGAAAAUUAUAGGAAAUUGUAUACCUAUUAUGAAAAGAUACAAUAACAUAUAAUUAUUAAAAAGACAAAAUAUCAAUGAACGAAGUAAACGAAUAAAGUCUUAAACAUAUGAUUGUAAUGCAACACCUGACAAGAAUUAUUUAUGAUGAAAAAAUAUAUUUGUAUCAGAAAAGGAUAUUUUUGGAAAACAGUUUCAGAAAGAAUGUUUAAAUAUUAACCUUUAUAGAUACGUUUUUAUAAGUCCUUUAUUUUAUUAUGAAUUGUAUAAAAUGUAUACCUCCGUAGCCGAAUGUCAUUACUUACAAGCGCGAUUGUCGAACGCCUAAAAUGUAUGAAAAUGACAUUCCUGUCAAUUUAAUACAUUUUUGUGAUUCGAUAACCGUUAGUACUUGUAAAAAUGUCAAAUUUCGUUGAAUCGUUUGGCUACUAUGUGCCCAAACGAGAAUAUACCCACUUUAAUUUGUAUUAACUUAACCAUGAAAGUGAUGCGCGUCAGGAAGGUUUGUAAAUCUCAGGUUGGUUAAGGAGAAAGUAUUUUAUAGUACAUUAAGGUAUUCUCUAUAUUAUACGGGAUUGAGCACUUUUUCUACACCUUAUACCUACUUAGGUACAAAUAUUUACACUUGUAUUUUAAUAUAAUACUUCUUAUAGUUACAUUUUGAUGUUUUUGUUAAGAACUGAAAUAUUUAAGUUGUGUUGAAUGUCAGAAGUUUUGUGAAGUUUUUAAACAAUAGUUAAUUUUAUUGAACUAAUUUGUAAAAAGUUAAUAAAUAUAUUUUAACAUAGAAA